Messenger RNA from Suncus etruscus (white-toothed pygmy shrew), 807 nucleotides. It is a transcript of the gene CIMAP1C, whose product is annotated as outer dense fiber of sperm tails 3 like 1. NCBI's taxonomy places the organism in Eukaryota, Metazoa, Chordata, Mammalia, Eulipotyphla, Soricidae. The record is from RefSeq and is a predicted model, not a curated record. Gene Ontology annotation, cellular component: cytoskeleton. Bases 1 to 807 code for a protein of 268 amino acids. The transcript is spliced from 4 exons.
AUGAAGCCCCCUUCAGACUUCACGCAGCACCCGGAGGUGAAGGGGCUGCCCUCAGGGAAGGAGAAAAAGCAGAAACCUAUGAUAACAGCCCUGAUCAAAGGUCCUGGGCCUGCUAAAUAUGCCCUGCCAUCUUGCAUCGGUUACACCAACCACGACACCUCCAUGUUUCAGGAGCCCGCCUUUUCCCUGCUCUCCAGGCACUUGGAGAAGCAAGCCAAGGACGUCUGCAACUCUGGACCUUACUCCUUGGACCCCAAGUUAACCCGCUUUGGCAUGUCCACCUGCCCACGUGUGCCCAUGGUGGCACGCAUCUCCAGCAUCCGCCUGAACACCACCCCUGCGCCAAGCCACUACCAUAUUGAGAAGACCUGCCCUCCUGACGAACGCAGGGUGCCCCAGUACUCCUUCGGCUACCGGUGCCCCUACAAAGUGAGGGCCCCCACCCCUGCGCCCAACCAGUACCAGCUGCCGCUCCUUCUAGGGCCCAACUGUCCCGUCACCCAGGCAGCCCCUUGCUACAGUCUGACCUCCCAGAACAAGAACUGGUUCUACAAAGAGAACGUGGCUGGCGGCCCAGGCCCAGCCCAGCACACGAGGCCUGAUCCCUCCGUCUAUCAGAAGUGCAGCCCCAGCUACAGCAUCGCCAAGCGCUUUUCCUACCCCAUGGACCACACGCCACGGCCAGGGCCUGGCUCCCAUGAGGUUCAGCAGGUGACUCUGCACAAGCCCCACGUACCUGCCUUCACCAUGGGAGUCAAGCACUCCUCGCAUCUGACAACCCUGAUUGUGGACAUCCACGACCACUGA